GUUGAAAUAACACUUGUUGAAUACACCUCGGUGGAAGGCAUAGAGGUGCUUACGGCUACAGGACACUUUACAAAAAGUGGGCCAUCGAGGAUCGCCUCAAGAAGGAAUGGUCCGAGCUCGCUUCGACUCAGAUAAAAGUGUAUGAGUGUUAAGUGCAUUGAGAGUAAACGGCGAGUGAUUUAAUUGCUACUUUUCGAGUUGUUGGGAAAACGGAAGAGGGAAGUGAAGAAUUGAAGAUCACGGCGCUGGCAGCCGUUCGUUGGGCAUAGGGAUUUAUUCGGAGGGCAACUGCGUGGCGACAGUGUCCCAAGAUUUUAAAUUUCCUUUCUCGAGCACGUUCAAAGGCUAAUAAGUAAAGAAACUUGCUGGAAGUGUUUGAUUAAAGUGUUCAGAGUGAAACGGAUUUCUUGUCUACGGCAAACAGGUGCAGUGGUUUGGUUUCAGUGAGUUGUUCCUGUGGGGAAAGAUUUACUUCCGUGCUGAAUUCGGCUGUUCUGCAUUGUGAAGGUAGCAACAACCGCGUCGUGGUGAUAUUUUAAAACCGACGGACGAACGCACCGGUAGAACAAAUUAGAAAGUUUGCUAACUCAAUUGAAGAAUCCUCGUCGUUCAGUGAUUUGUGUAUUUUCCGCGAACUCGAAGUUUCGAGACGACUUUAUCCCGCCGGCAGACAGCAACGCGGAUCGAUCUCCUAUCCAGUAGGAAUAAUACGCAAGUUAUCUCCGUGGGAAUUUUGCAAUUAACAUAAAAUUAUAAACAUGAAAGCCACUCUGUGGCUGUGGUCGCUGGUGACAACCUUGGUGUACGUCAGUCAACAGGUAUCAGCUGAGUCGUACACAGACACGAGGAUUCUACAGCCGCAAGACAAUAGUUUGGUUGCCCCUGCCAAGAGGACGAAAGCUUCGCUGUCGAUAGUGAACCCACUGGAUGUGCUCCGGCAACGAAUCAUCCUCGAGAUGGCCCGGAGACGAAUGCAGGAAAACUCGAUGCAGGUUGCACGAAAUAAAGCCAUCCUACGCGAAAUCGGUAAGCGAAGUCGUGACGAGUUCCCGCAGGAAGAGACCCCGCUUCAUUUCGGCAGCCAGGAUCAUUUCUACUACGGAAAGCUUCCGUUCCUGCGGCGCUACAGCCAUGCACCCGACCGCCAACUCGGAGGCAUUCUGGAGUACGAUAUGGAUCCCACGGAAAAUCGUAAAUCUGCUGGCACCAGCAGCUCUAAUAGCAUCAACAGUAGAGAUAGGAAUGACAGCGACAGCGCCACCAGUGAAGCGGGAAAACAAAUUAACGACCGUAAGGAAAUUAGCAGUAGUGGCAGGAGCAGCAGCAGCAGUGGCAGCAGCAGCGGGGGUGUUCUCACGUUGGCCGCAGAACAACGCCAGCUGGAACGGGAACAACAAGAGGCGCAACAGGAGGCAAACAAAAUUCUCCAUUCGGUGGCCAUUGUCGGCCCACAGGAGAUGCGAUUUUCCGACGAAAGGGUAAUGCUGCCCAAUGGAGUGGGGGGAAAUAACGACGAAGAUGACGACGACGGUGGCAACGGUGACAACGGCGUAGACGAAGGGGAUGAAUACUUUCAAGGUAGUAAUUUUCCCAGUGGUCGUGAACAAAACCAACAUCAACAACAACAACAACAACAACAACAACAACAACCGCUUCAGCAGAAGGACGAUAGACUAAAAAGUGAUGACUACCGACUAAGGUAUUUGUACAGAAUUCAGGGCAAGUAUUUCGGUUAGGAUGGAACAAUACAGACCCACUCAAACGACGCAAUCACCAUCCCAAAGCAGAACAAAAUACAAACUAUUUAAAAUAAACAAACCAGAAAACGCAAACAGCCAAGAUGUAAAAAGAAAAACGACCAAACCGACCGGGUGGUAAUAGAGCGGGAGAGAGGAAAAGAUACAUUUAGUAAAACCUACUUAAGUCCCCUCUGCCGGCCUGUCAGCUCAGUGAAUUAGAGAGACUAUCUGCGGUGUUAAAUAGCAAGUGUUUAUUUAGCAUUCCACUUUCCUCCUUAGGCACACUUUGAGAGGAAUCUGCUUUGCUUAGGUCAUUAAAUCACUCAUUUACAUCCAGCAUAAAUUUGUGAAGUGUUUUCGAUUGUCGGUUGAAGUUAUCACUUUCAAGGUGGACAUAUUUCGGGAAAGUAGAUCAUAACACCAGACGAAUUGGGGCUGGUCGCGUUUUAUGCGCAUAAGUUUAUUGUGGGAUUUUUUUUAUUGGCUGCACAAUCGUUUGGUCACGGUCCGCGGUCC
Messenger RNA from Ochlerotatus camptorhynchus, 2255 nucleotides. RefSeq names its product diuretic hormone 44 (gene Dh44). NCBI's taxonomy places the organism in Eukaryota, Metazoa, Arthropoda, Insecta, Diptera, Culicidae. Gene Ontology annotation, molecular function: hormone activity. The transcript is spliced from 4 exons. Gene Ontology annotation, cellular component: extracellular region. The record is from RefSeq and is a predicted model, not a curated record. The coding region runs from base 759 to 1736 and encodes 325 amino acids.